Molecule: messenger RNA, 405 nt
Organism: Kuraishia capsulata CBS 1993
Lineage: Eukaryota; Fungi; Ascomycota; Pichiomycetes; Pichiales; Pichiaceae
Exons: 1
Coding region: 1-405 (134 amino acids)
Biological process (GO): protein ubiquitination; ubiquitin-dependent protein catabolic process
Cellular component (GO): nucleus; cullin-RING ubiquitin ligase complex
Molecular function (GO): cullin family protein binding; ubiquitin protein ligase activity; zinc ion binding
Source: RefSeq, a predicted model, not a curated record
AUGGCGGACGAGAUGGAUAUAGACGGUGAGUAUUGGAGAUUAAAGCAGUCUGGUGGGCCACAAAGACAUAUGACUAACAAACUUGCAGCGCCUGUUGAGACAGACACAACGUCCACGACAGGCAAGCCAGAGCGCAAGCGGUUCGAGGUGAAGAAAUGGAACGCGGUGGCGUUUUGGUCGUGGGAUAUGGAGGUUGAACAGUGUGCGAUUUGUCGUAACCAUCUGAUGGAGCCAUGCAUUGAUUGUGCACCCAAUUCCAUUAACCAGCCGAACCAAGAGUGUGUGACCGCGUGGGGCACGUGUAAUCACGGGUUCCACUUGCACUGUAUUCAGAGGUGGACAAGCACCAGAAACGUGUGUCCAUUGGAUAGUAAUCCGUGGGUUUUGGCACGGUACGGGAGGUGA